Messenger RNA from Verruconis gallopava, 3701 nucleotides. RefSeq lists its product as uncharacterized. The record is from RefSeq and is a predicted model, not a curated record. Gene Ontology annotation, molecular function: monoacylglycerol lipase activity. Lineage: Eukaryota; Fungi; Ascomycota; Dothideomycetes; Venturiales; Sympoventuriaceae. The coding region runs from base 154 to 3543 and encodes 1129 amino acids. The transcript has 2 exons.
GUAUCCAUAGGGAUCUAAUACAUAAUUCUCAUACCAUUUCUCAACCCUCCAAGAUUAAAGAUGCCCGCUGUUGUCAUUGCAUCUUUGACGUCAUCCAUCUCGCUUUGCAAAACCCCGCUGGGAGUGACGUCGUUUUCGUAAGCGUGGGCUCGAAUGCUGUUCACACCGCGCGUUUACCAGCUUGCAUCCGCGCCAGACCGCAACCUUGAGGAGAUCGUCACAUCGUCGCCGUACCUUCGCCUGUCACCGGGUUGGAGAACCCUACGAUUUCAACGGAAGCACGCCAGGAAGAUGCUUUUGGUUCACCAGACGGGGAAUUUAAAAGUGGGCGAGGUUGUUAGAUAUACGGUGACGUAUGAACCUUCCUCCGAUCGUAUCCUUCCUUCUCCGCAGCAUCUUUUCGUGCGGAUAAAGAACAAUGCUGCCCUUCCGUUGCGAGCCGCAUACUUGCAUGGGCCAUACACCCUUCAUGUUGCGGCCUAUCCUGCUCACUUCAACCCAAACGAGAAGUUGACAGACGUUAAAAAGCAUGGAGCCCCGCAAUUCGAACCCAACCUCAAAGCUGGAGGAGUAUGGAACGCAAAGAUCCCCGUCCCCGAGGAGAUACGCGUCACCGGCAACAGUGGCGGAGAGGCUGAAGGGGAUGGGCCAAAGAAACUAACGUGGAUUAUUGAAAUAACUUCGCAGAUUAUUUUCUCUUCUUCAGCUUCCGUGAGCUUUGAACUGCUCAUCAGCCGUGACGAACGAUCGUUGGACUUUGGCCUCACAGCUGUGGGCGGCCAUGAACAGCGGCAGAGUUUUGAUGGAUCAGAUCAAGUACACGACCGCCAGCAAGGUAGCCACAGACACGGUGGAAACAAGCCAGCACAUACGAAGGGCGUGUAUUCGAAGGCCAUCAAGCUGAAAGUCGACGACACGGAGAGCUUAUGGAAUACGCCUCCGCUCCCCGGAUGGGAGGCAGAACAAGAGAAAGGCAAGAAGGCUGUGGAGCACCCUGACGAUAAAUCCAAAGACAAGAGCGAAGAGCGACCACGUAAAAAACAGAAAAUUCAUCUGGUCAUUCUUACGCAUGGUCUACACAGUAAUCUGAGCGCCGACAUGUUGUACAUGAAGGAGAGCAUAGAUGCAGCAGCUAAGCAGGCGCAAGAGAGCAAGAGGAAGCGACGGGAAGCCAGUAAAGCCACACCAGGAACGAGCAGUACAGCAGCAGCAAAUGCGGAAACAAAGCCGGUUGAAGACAGUGAAGACGAAGAUGAGGAUGAGCAAAUCAUGGUUCGAGGUUUUACAGGAAAUGCUGUCAAGACAGAAAACGGUAUACAGUACCUUGGAAAGAGAAUGGCAAAGUACAUAUUGGACUUCACCUUCCCUGAUCAACCGUACAGACCGAUUCGGAGAUCGAUGAGUGAGAAGUUCAGCAACGCAAUAAGCAGCAACAAGAAAGCCCAGACAACAGAUGAACAGGGCCGGCCCACCCAUUCUGGAAGUACAAUCAGAAUGGAGGACGUCUCAAACGCAGAUCUCGCUUACACGUUUUCAAAAAUCUCAUUCAUCGGACACUCGCUCGGUGGACUUGUCCAAUUGUACGCCAUUGGAUAUAUACAGAAGCAUGCGCCUCAAUUUUUCGAUUACAUCAAGCCUGUUAACUUCGUUGCGCUGGCUUCACCAUUUCUUGGCCUCAGCAACGAAAAUCCCAUGUACGUCAAAUUUGCGCUGGACUUCGGUUUAGUUGGUCGCACUGGCCAGGACCUGGGUCUCACCUGGCGACCCCCAUCUCUGGCAAAGCAAGGUUGGAAUGCUAUCGGCUUUGGUUCGGCGUCCAAGGAUCCUGACCAGCCAGAUCCUGGCGCAAAACCGUUGUUGCGGAUAUUGCCGACUGGACCGGCACACCGGGUACUUAGGAUGUUUAGAAACAGGACAGUCUACUCAAAUGUGGUGAAUGAUGGUAUUGUUCCUCUUAGAACGAGUUGUUUGUUGUUCCUUGAUUGGAAAGGAUUGAGCCGUGUUGAGAAGGCUAGAAGAGAGAACGGAAUUAUUGGAACGGUGGCCAACUGGGGGUGGUCAGAACUAACAGGAGCAAGCAGCUCUUCCAACGCACUGAUUACCGAAGAUGAGGGCGACGAGAAUGCUGGAGAAGAUGCGCAGUUGAAAAGGUUUGAGACCACCGUACCUCAACCCGCCGAGGAUGAGACAAACCAAGACUACCAAGAGCAGGGAGGCAGAGGCUCAGCAGAGCACCAUUACCUUCAACAAGAAUCCCAACCGAAAUCUCCUCCGAUGAGCCCAAGGCCGCUCGACGGGCUCCGCAAUUUCUUGGGCUUAACCUUGAAGACUUCUAAAAAGGAUCUGAAGAUGUACAAGCGCACUCAGACAUUUAAUGCUGAAGAUUCCGAAGCACGUAAUGGACAAUCCGAGCAGCCAGAGAGAAGUCCAGGCCGGACUGAUCGGCCAGUGGCAACAAGAGGCGACUCGAUGACAGAUGAUCAGAAUUCAAAUGCGCCUCCGAAGACUAGCAUCUUCGAGUCGGCAGGAGACAUUCUGAAUCCACCUAUACCACCACUCUCAUGGAUUAUUGAUCCGUCUUCGCGAGCUAGAACCAUUUUCCACGAUCGAAUUUACCAUCCUGAAGAUAUACCUCCCCCAACCAUUAAACGACGCAAGACUUCCGAAAGACUUGGUUUGAGUUCUCAGAGUGGUUCUGCGCAUGCAGGAACCGCGGAGGCAUCAACUGCGGAUUUAAGCGGAAUGAAGGUGGAGGAAAAAAUAGCUCGCGCGUAUCACAAGGACCUUUCGUGGCGGAAAGUGCUAGUGCGUCUCGAACCAGACGCCCACAACAACAUGAUUGUACGUCGUAUGUUUGCGAAUGCGUAUGGCUGGCCGGUCGUUCAGCACCUUUGCGACACACACUUCGCAGACACCUACACUGCACGGACGCGCGACGAACUUGAGCCUGCCACAGACCGCGCAAAAGGAGUAGAGAAACCUGUUGGCGAGCAUGGCGAGCACGUUAAAGGUCAGCAAGACACGGCGGCACCAGACCACCAAGCUAGCGACAUGCGCGAGUCUGCCGACGAAUUGAUGCCACUUCGUGCGGAGAGCGGUGGCAGCGUCAACAUUGCGAGAUCAAUGACAGAUACGUCUACAACUCGAGGCUCUAGCUAUGACUCGUAUGAUGACCGUUACUAUCAAGACAACAACACGGACGAUGAAGAGAACCGUGGCAUAAUUCCACGAUUCUGGAGUCCUCCGCCUAUCUUCAGCGGUGGCAAGGCAUCUCCGACAAGCAGUAAGCGAGCAUCUGAAUCAAAAGACGAAGAACACUGUGGUACGAGCCAGGCUGAGAUUGCAGACUUUUUGACGGCGGAGCCACUACUCUUGGAGGGUCACAGGGGCUUAGAACCUACUCCUCUAAUGCCUGGACAGUCGACUGGAGAUGUGGGCUUGAAGGGCUUGGAGGCUGUUCGACCGGAGAGCAAAGGUGGCAAGGAAAGUGUGAGCGAGAAUGUGGCGAAAAGUAUAGGGAGCUCACAGUCACCAGCAAAAUAAUACGUUGUAAUAGCAGCUGAAAUAAAUUGUCUGUUCUAGAAAUACCCUUCACAAGACACAUGUUUAAUAGAAUGCAUAAGAAUAGAUGUUUGUAUCAUCGAUUUUAUUCGCAAUAUGCACAAAUGAUUUAGCGAAAUGCCAGCAAUCAAAAGUCAGAA